Penicillium brevicompactum is the source of this 2004-nucleotide messenger RNA. Its product is annotated as F-box/WD repeat-containing protein. The transcript is spliced from 4 exons. The coding region runs from base 1 to 2004 and encodes 667 amino acids. The record is from RefSeq and is a predicted model, not a curated record. Gene Ontology annotation, molecular function: protein binding. Lineage: Eukaryota; Fungi; Ascomycota; Eurotiomycetes; Eurotiales; Aspergillaceae.
AUGGAUCCUCGUCGGGCCUCCCUCAGUGACAUGGAAGAUGGGCUGAAUGCGCAUACAUCCGAACCGUUGGACUCUCUUAAUCAAACAUCGCAUGACACCUCCACACCCUUCACUACAACUCCCUCCCGAUCUCUCAGUACCAAGAAAGUGGGCACUCCUUUACCCGCCAACCUAUUACCCUCGGCGCCCGCAUCACCCCCGACCCCAGCACCCAGUCCGACCCCCCAUCAAAGACCCCCGAACUGGCACACUACCGACGAUGAUGAGAAUGGCUUCCUGUUGAAUCUUCGCAUUCACUUCAGCACACUAUCGAACGCCCGGAAACAAAGACUCCUGGAGGGUCUUUUGGACGUAUGCGACAGCCAGCAGUUGAGCUUUGUGUCGAGUUACGUUGGCCCCCGAUUGCGGAAAGACCCAUUUCAAGUUUUCCCCAACGAGUUAUGUUUAAGGGUUCUCUCCUUUAUCGACGACCCCAAGACUCUCGCCAGGUCCUCGCAGGUAUCAAGGCGCUGGCGAGAGUUAUUAAAUGACGACAUAACUUGGAAAAAUCUAUGCGAAAAACACGCAUAUUCAGUGCGUCGAGUCCUAGAGGACGAAGGGGACCUCGUCGACCCCUUCACCGCCCAUCCGGUGGACUCGGCCCCCGGCGCACGCGCCUUCAGUGGCCUGCAGCGGCGCUUGACCGCGUCAAACGGGCAGUCGACAGAGAGUGCACCGGAACUUCCCCGCACUCUAUCCGGAGAAUGGUUGCCUCCGACUAGCUUCCCCUCCCGAAGACGUCGCACCCGACCGGUCUCUUAUCGCUCACAGUUCAAGCAAAAAUACAUGGUUGAGUCUGCUUGGAAUAAGGGUGGUCGGUGCACCCAGCGCCACAUCACUCCCGACCAAGGUGUGGUAACAAGUCUCCACCUCACCCCGAAAUACAUCGUGGUAGCAUUAGAUAAUGCGAAGAUCCAUGUAUACGACACCAACGGAGACAACCAAAAGACACUCCAAGGACAUGUAAUGGGAGUAUGGGCGAUGGUACCUUGGGACGACAUCCUAGUCAGCGGAGGCUGUGACCGCGAAGUUCGAGUUUGGAACAUGGCCACAGGUGCCGGGAUCCACCUUCUUCGAGGUCACACAUCAACAGUCCGUUGCUUGAAGAUGUCUGAUCGCGACACUGCCAUCUCAGGAUCGCGAGACACAACGCUUCGUAUUUGGGACCUUGCCACGGGAACCUGUCGCAAUGUUCUUGUAGGUCACCAAGCAAGCGUCCGGUGUCUUGCGAUCCAUGGCGAUAUUGUCGUCUCAGGUAGUUACGAUACAACCGCGCGGAUUUGGAGCAUCUCCCAAGGACGCUGUCUCCGCACGCUCUCAGGCCAUUUCAGUCAAAUAUAUGCGAUUGCAUUUGAUGGCCGGCGCAUUGCAACUGGAAGUUUGGACACCAGCGUUCGGAUCUGGGAUCCGAAAUCUGGUCAAUGUCAUGCCAUUUUGCAAGGUCAUACGUCUUUGGUCGGUCAAUUACAGAUGCGGGACGACACCUUGGUAACAGGUGGCUCGGAUGGCUCUGUACGUGUUUGGUCUUUGACCAAAAUGGCUCCUAUCCACCGACUUGCGGCACAUGACAACAGCGUCACGAGUCUGCAAUUCGACAAGACCCGCAUUGUCAGCGGUGGAAGCGAUGGUCGUGUUAAGGUUUGGAACUUGCAAACUGGUUCUUUACUCCGAGAGCUUUCAUCCCCAGCCGAUGCUGUUUGGAGGGUUGCUUUCGAGGAUGAGAAGGCAGUCAUCAUGGCGAGCCGAUCUAACCGCACCGUCAUGGAGGUCUGGUCCUUCUCGCCGCCAGAAGAAGAAUACGACGAACUUGCCCUCGAAAGUGCCUCGAGUACUCCCGGGUUCAGCUCCGUCGAUGACAGCGAGUUGUCAGUGACUCCUCGACGCAGAAAGCUGUUCUCCGACCCCCCACCUUCCAUCCCAGGCACUGAUAGCGAUGCGCCAAUGCCAGACGCUCCCUCCUCAUAA